AUGGUGGCAUUUGACGGAAGUAAAAAAGCAGAGCAAAGGGAAGCCAUUCUCAAAGAGCUGCUGGCAAUAUGGCGGAAAGGCGAUAGCUGGUACCCAAAGAGAGACCGGCCUCUACCUCGGCCCACGGACGUGCCUCGGGAGCAGCAGGUCCAGACCGUGGUGCGCAACAUCGUCGGCGGACUCAAAUCCCUGGGCCUGCUCUCCCAGAAGAACACGGGUCUCCCCUCCCUCAACAAGCCCCUGGACCGCCACCGCCUCUCAGGCUUCCUCCACAACAUCUCCCUGUACCUCCAGGAGAUGGGAGCUGAGAUAGACGACCGGCACCCGGCCUUCAACGAGGAGCAGUUCUGGGAGAAGGUCCUCUACACGCUCCUGCAAGCGGAAGGUGGUGGCCCGUACGGGUCAUGGGAGAGCAGCAGGGUGCCUCCCAGGCCCAGUUUCAGACUGCAGGACCUCUUCCUGUCCCUCAGGGGCAGCCCCCACUGGGACGGCCUGCUGGGAUUGGUGCAGAGCAUCCAGCAGCUGUCCGAGCGUCAUCCUCAGCGUCCGAUCUUGGCCUUCCUGUCGCAGAACUGGAAGACCAUCAGCGCAUUGCUGGAUGUGGCUAUGCAGGCAGUGGUAAGCGGGACGUACGGCCAAGCCAGUGCGGGCGUACAGGGCUUCAUCUGCCUGCUAAGAGGCCGGCAUGACUGCGGCUUCAGCACGGGCUGGCUGGAGCAGCUCCUGGCCUUUCUGGAGACACGCAACUGGAAGCCCGUGCUCAGCCUCCACCCGUCGGGCGACCCCAGAUCCAACGGAGCCGGAACCUCUGUGUCCACCGGUCGCCUCAGGCCCUUUAGCCUCCCACCCGAGGCCCUGUUGAACGAGGACACACUAGUGGCAUCCCUGAGGAACCAAACCUUAUCCUUGGUGGAUGGUGACGAGGAUCUGGACUCAGUGCAGGCCCUGCUGCUGCAGGCUUUGUCCCGCUCGGCAGCAGGGGAGCGGGCCGCGGCCCAGUUGGCCCAGAGGAACCCGGCACUGCUGCAAGGGCUGGAUGGUCUGAGGAAUGGACUGCUGCACAGAGUGGGGAACUCGGUGUAUGGAAGCCUGCGCAGGAAGGUGUCCCGGGUCACCGUGGCGCUUCUUGAUGAUGUCAGCAGUGUGGUUGGGGUGCCCCAGCCUAAUGGUCAUGGGAGAUGCAGUGUGGGUGACCUCAGGCAGCUCAUUCUGUGGUCCAGGGUCCUUCCACACCCAGACGACCUGUCCCCACUUGUACCUCCAUCUUCCACUUCCUCUUCCUCUUCCUCUUCCUCCUCUACACCACACCCACCCUCCCGCAGAUCUAGAGUCUUCCCUCACCCAGACGACCCCUUCCCGUCCCCAUCCCCUACCCUGCCAACGACCCCUGACCCCUCGGUCUCCGAGGAGAUCCUGGAGGCGGCCUGCAACGACACCAUCCCAGGCCUGACGGGCGUGUCCAACUUCACGGUCUUUCUGUACUGCAACCUCUUCACGGGCUCCCUGGAGACCAUCUCCGACCUGCGCGGGCCCGACCUGCACGCCACCUGCUCCGACGCCGCCUGGUACCUCUCGGUGGCCGAGGAGGACUUCCUCUGGGUGCAGGUCUGCAGUGAGUUCUUUGCGCACGAGUUCAACAAUACCGUAUGUGCCAACUCCUCGUUCUGGGUCCACAGUGCGCAACAGGCUGCAAUCACAAAGGACUACCAGUAUUCAAACCAGUCCAGCAUCUUUGAGCUUUGUGUGCAGCUUACGGAGGUGGCCGCCACCGUAGGCGCCACCCCCGAUGCCAGUCCGGACUGCCUGGCAUUGCUGGGCAGCCCAUUCAUGAGUGCCCACGACUUCAGAAGGUGCUUCCUCCCCAACGACUCCGCUCUCCUCCUCUCUGUGUGCGGGAGCAACUCGUCGUACCCCUUCCCUGACGAUGGCUCCUGGGUGUCUGUGUACUGCUCGCGCGUCCUCAACACCACCCAUGCCCUGGUGACGCACCUCUGCGACUACAGGACUUGGGACAUCCAGCAUUUCGCCAAUGCCACCUUGCUGGAGCUGUGCGUCCACACUGUGGGUCUUCGGGACUAUAUGUGCAGCAAUGCUUCCCUUUAUACGGAGCUCCUCCACAGCCACCCAUCCCUCCUCCUGGGUCUGUGCUUGGGCAGGGAUGAGGGAGAUGACGGUGGUGGUGGUGGUGGACCAGGUGGAGAUGGACCCGGCCCUGGUGGUGCUGGAGGGGAAGGUGGGGGGGUGUAUGGUACCGGGCCAGGCGGCUCCACCCGCUGCCCCCUCCAGCAGUUCUUCGACAUGCUCCCGGCUCCGUACGCCUUCGACACAUCUCAGCUGUGUGCCGACCCGGCCCCCAUGCUGCUGGAGACGCUGCAGAGCCUGAGCCGGUGUGAGGGGCCCGUGGACGAGCGCGUCAGCUGGCUUGCCACGGUGGGAUAUGUGCUGCGACUGCUAGACUUCGUGGUGGGCCUGUCGGCCGGCCUGGAGGAGGGCGAGCUGGAGGUGAGGCAGGGUCUAGGCCAGGCCAUCCUGCUCUCCAGCCUGCUGGAUAACAGCUCCUUCUGGGCCACUCUGCGGCCUGACGCCUCCCUCAGCGUGCUUCACACCAUCGGGGUCUUCCUCAGGAAGGAGCAGAACCCUGCUGUCAAGGAGGACCUCCUCAGCUGCUUCAGUCCCGUGCUGUGGGAUCUGAUUCAGAGACAAGGCAACUCUUCAGCUCUCAGAGUGCUUAUCCAGGAGUACCUGAAGAUGCCAAGGGAGAGCAUCCACAUGCUGGUGAUGUCAGCGGAGAAGGAGGCGGUGAAGAGGUUCUUGGCUCACGUCCACCAGACGUGGGACCAGCUGGACGUGGAGGUCCAGGCCUCCCAGACAGACCAGCAGGCCAUGGAGACCAUGACGGCUGCCUUCAUCCAGAAGUUUCCGCGAGUGACCCCUGACCUCUUCGUCGACCUCUCUCAGUUCAUCCCCUUUAUGUCCGUGUCUGACAUCCUGAGCCUGCCAGCCUCUCUCAUGGUCAACGACAGCGUGUUACUGGCGAUCCGGGAGCACAGUCCGGACAUGAAGUCUCCUCAGAAGCAGGCGUUUGUGAAGCGGCUGCUGCAGUCUCCGGUGGCCGGGGAGGUGUCGGCAUGGCCACACUACUUCCUGACCUCGAUCAUGCCCCUGCUGCCACACCUGCCCUUCAGCCACUUCCAGCAGCUCACGGCUCAGCAGCUCAGUCCCCUGCUGGAGCUCUUGGGUAACAGCAGUCUGGAUGCCGCCAGGGGACAUCAUGUUCUCAGGAGCGUCUUCCCCAAGAAAAGGAACUUCACCAAUGAGACCCUUCUCAGGCUGGGGGCCCUGGUGUGUUACCUGAGCCUGGAGGACCUGGCCCCCUUCCUGCUGUCCCCUCCUCCUCCUCCCCCGGCGCUGUGGCAGCAGCUGGCCUCCUGCGUCAACCAGGGCCUGGUGGCAUCCGACGGCCGGCUGGCCCAUUGGCUGGAGAUGGCUGUGGGCUCCAUGAAUGCCAGUGCCCUGGCCCCGUCUGUGCUGGCCUCCCUGCGGGCUCUGCUGCCCCAGCUGGGGGCUGACUUCCUGCUGCCCCUCUCCCCCGACGAGCUCCUGGAGCUACUGACUCAGGCCCAGGUGCCCAGCUACCCACCUGCCCAGGCUUUCCAAAUACUGGAGAGGAUAUCGGAACACAGAAAUCUCAGCGUGAAUCUGCUGUGUCGGCUCCGGCCGCUGCUAUCGGGCCUGUCUGCAGGUGUGUUGAGGGAUGUCUUGGGGCCACAGGGGGAACUGCUGACGGAGGAGGAAGGUAGCUGCCACUGCUGGCGCCCCCUGCUGCUCACCCUGCGCCCUGCACACAGAGCUCUGCUCCAGACAGCUCUCACAGAGGGGCUGGACAGACGAUAUGGUAACACCUCCCUCCACCUGCAUUGCCUCCUGCCCUACGUCUCGUUGAAGAGGCUGAUGAUGGAGCUGGACGGAGACUCCAUCCGCACCCACCUGCAUCUCUACAGGGACCUGCCAUGGUCCCCACAACAGGCUCAGCUGCUUUUCAGAAGGCUCCAUCAAGUGGCCAAUAUUACUCUGGAGAGCGUGCGAACUCUGGGCCGUAUUGCCGGAGGGAUGAGCUGCGAUUGGGUGAUGCUCUGGUCCAAUGACACGGGCUUCUCUGAGUUGGUGCAGUUUGUCAGCAAGUUGCCAGGACAACUGAGACCAGCUUUGAGGAAGUGCAUAGUGGAGGAGCUGAGGAGGAGGCCAGAGAUGGAUCUCAGUGACUUGGACCCUUCCCUCUCUGCCACCCUGCCGAUGCGGUUGCUGGACACCCUGGCCAACACCAGCCUCCUGGCCAUCCUGGAGCACGUGCAGCACAACUUCACCAGCUUCCUCACGCUCGCCCGACACAAGCAGAUGGUCCUCGCCGAAAAGGCCGUCGAUUACUAUGGCAUUGCCCAGCAGGGUCUGACGGGGGCGUCUCUGGACCUGCUGGGCCCGUUGCUGCCCUUCCUGGACCAGGGUGCCCUGCGGCAGGUGGAGCGGGAGGCCCUGCGUCUGCGGCUGGAGGAGCUGAAGGGCUACUGCGUGCCCACUGACAGCCUCCGAGACCUGGCCACCCUGCUCACUGACAAGGCGCUUCUGGGGGAGACGGGUUCCUGGGACGUGGGAGACGUGGAGCAUGUUGGCAGGCUGGUGUUUGCUCUUUCCCUGAAGCAGAUACGAAACCUCCCUCUGAACCAGUUGGGUGCUGAGGUUGUGGAGGAGAUCCUCCAGAGCCAGAGGCAGUGGGAGGAGAGUGAGCUGGGCCAGGCCUGUGGGCAGCCCCCCUCUCUGCGGGACAAGAUCCACACCUUCAUCCACAAGAUCAUCAAAGGCAGACGGAGGAGACAGAGAGAGCCUGUGCCAACCUGCGCUGACAUCAAGGGCACCUUCCCCUCGGCAUGGACCACCUCUCAGUACCAGCGCAUGACUGACAGGGAGCUCCAGAGCUGCGUGGAGUUUGUGGGUCGAGACCCGACGCUCAGCCCGGAUCAGCGCUUGACUCUCUGGUCCAAAAUCAAGCAGUCUUACAGACCAGUGCGGUCCAUGCGCCCGGAGCAGGUUUUGCAUCUGGGCUCUAUCGUGACAGAGCUGGGGGAGAGGGAGCUGCAGGCCCUGGAGCUGUCUGACCUGGGGCUGGUGGCCCACCUUGGCAGCCUGGACGCAUGGAGCUCAAAGAAAAUGAGGGCUACCCUGCUGGGCAUCCUGCGUCGGCGAGGGCAGCGAGCAGAGCAGCUGGGUGCAGCAGAGCUGGCAUCACUCGGGCAUCUCUUGUGCGGAUUCAGCAUUCCCGAACUCGGCCGCCUGGACCCGCACAAUCUUAGUCUGGCGGUGCUUUUCCUGAGGGCGUUGUCUCUGCCCUGCACUGAGCAGCAGCAGGAGGCCCUGGUGGCACGCCUGGCACACCCUCGCGCCUUCGGACCCGUCAGCACCUGGACCUCGGACAUCUUCACCGAAAUCGGCACCCUGGCAGUGGGGCUGGAGGACAUGUUGAUGUCUGCUCUGGUGAAGGAACAGAUCCAGGGUCUGACACAGGCUGCCAUCCAGCUCAUCCCACCCCACAAAUUAGCAGUGGUGCUGAGUGCAGCCCAGCUGUCAUGGUUCAGCCCGGAGCAGGCGUCUGCCGUGACGGAGGAGCAGUGGCUUGAGCUGGAUAGUCAGCAGAGGCAGGCCCUGAACCUGGCCCUGUACGAGGGAGACGUAAUCCUGGAGCACCGAGGUCGCAAUGGAGGCGUCUCAGGAUGGACCAUUGACAGCGUCACUGUGUGCUUACUGUCCCUGUAUUGUACAUUAUGGCAUCUAUUGUAAAACAAAGAGACUGCAGA
Molecule: messenger RNA, 5846 nt
Organism: Engraulis encrasicolus (European anchovy)
Lineage: Eukaryota; Metazoa; Chordata; Actinopteri; Clupeiformes; Engraulidae
Product: stereocilin
Exons: 32
Coding region: 1-5829 (1942 amino acids)
Biological process (GO): cell-matrix adhesion
Cellular component (GO): cell surface; stereocilium tip; kinocilium
Source: RefSeq, a predicted model, not a curated record